Messenger RNA from Entrophospora candida, 221 nucleotides. NCBI's taxonomy places the organism in Eukaryota, Fungi, Glomeromycota, Glomeromycetes, Entrophosporales, Entrophosporaceae. The record is from the annotation of a GenBank genome assembly.
CAUGUUGGCAGGAUGACCCAGAAAGCAGACCUGACAUUCAAUAUGUUGAAACAAGGCUUAAUGGAAUGUUUUCAAGCUCAAAUAUAGUUGAUAAAGAGAAAAAUGACAAGCAACAAAAAAAUGAGGAUAGUAGUUCUUUCAGUCAUCCCAAUACUAUUUUAACAGAAUCUACCACUAUUGAUUCACUGCAAGCAAAAUUUGAUAAAGUCUUGGAUUCUUAG